Molecule: messenger RNA, 992 nt
Organism: Cicer arietinum (chickpea)
Lineage: Eukaryota; Viridiplantae; Streptophyta; Magnoliopsida; Fabales; Fabaceae
Product: cytochrome c6, chloroplastic
Molecular function (GO): heme binding; iron ion binding; electron transfer activity
Source: RefSeq, a predicted model, not a curated record
AAAACAUUUGGGUAUAAUCUAUCGUUGCUAGUGUUGAGCAGUGGGAAUAUAACAAGUGGUAUAUUGUUGCCACGUCAGACCUAUGAAAUUAAUUGAAGAUAACAUGGCGUUGCUCUCCCGACCGUGUUAACCUUGAGUUUGUGGUUGCACUAAGCCUUUUUAUCAUUGAUUGUAUAGAGAAGAAACGGAAUGAAGCUUGGUUGCCUGAUUUAUGGUUAUAAUAAUCUCCUCUCCAGUAAGAAUAAUAACGUGAAAAGGGAAGAGAAGCAGCUCAAGCUCAUUCCUUCAAACACAAAACAAGUUAAGUUUUUCAAGAGCUUGGCUCCUCCUCUUGCGGCUGCCUUUCUCAUCUUAUCUCCAAUUUGCGCCACUCCAGUUUCAAUUGGCCAAACCAUAGAUAUCCAAAGAGGAGUCACAUUAUUCCGCCAAACAUGUAUUGGAUGUCACGAUGCAGGUGGAAACAUUAUACAACCAGGGUCUACCCUAUACACAAAGGAUUUACAAAGAAAUGGAGUUGAUACAGAAGAAGAAAUCUACCGUGUCACAUACUAUGGCAAAGGAAGAAUGCCGGGCUUCGGUAAAGAGUGCAUGCCACGAGGGCAGUGCACAUUUGGAGCUCGUUUGGAAGAUGAAGAGAUUAAGAUAUUGGCUGAGUUUGUCAAGUUACAAGCUGAUAAAGGGUGGCCAAGAGAUGAAAGUAAAGGAAUUGCGAAGAUUAACCUGUUCGGCAAUUAACUUUUCUUUAUGGUUAAUGUUCAUCCGUCCUCUUGAUUUUGCCUACACUAUUGAAAGCUAUGAUCAGGUAGUGUAUUUUAUGCUACAAGAAACUAGAAUCCGAUAAAAACCAAAAACAUAGGAGGGUUGAAUGAGUAUUCACAUUUCUUUACACCCUAUGUUAUAAAGUGUGAUAAACAAGCUAGUAAAUUGCUACAUUUCUAUGUCAGAUAAUAUUAUUAUAUAUUAGUAGUAAGGGUAUUUUAGACAAUUCUAGA